UUUUUGUCGGCGCAGUUCUCUAAACAGCAGGUUAUUACGAUUCCUUCACAAUAAUUUUCUAUCUGCUCGAUAUAUUUUUCAAAUUAGAAUUCUAAAAUAAAUUGAAUUAAAAAUAACAAAAUGUUAACGCCGGCCCGUUUAAUAAACCCACAACUGUUGAAACCAACAACAUUUAAAAGAAUUGUCACGUUCUCUACGAAACCCCAACCAAAGGAACAAUUUACCGGUAAUACUACAAAAUCUUCAACAACAAACCUAAAUACACCUGAGCAUAGAAAGCCCAUUGCACCGCCUACUUAUCGUUUUAUAUAUCCUGAAUUUCUGCCCGAUCCCAAAGUAGAAUGGCGUAAUCCGGUUAGAGAAAAACUGGAAAGACUGGAUAUGAUCGAUAGACGUACCCAAAUAGAAAUACCCGAAUUCUAUGUUGGUUCCAUAAUGGCUGUGACUAGCACAGAUCCUCAUGCGGCCGGCAAAGUUAGUCGUUUUGUAGGCAUUUGUAUAUUGCGUGAACGUUGUGGCCUCAGAGCUCGUUUCAUUUUACGUAAUGUCAUUGACGAACAAGGCGUUGAAGUUAUGUAUGAAAUGUAUGAUCCUUCUAUACAAAAAAUUGAAGUAUUACGCUUGGAAAAACGUCUAGAUGAUCAUUUACUGUAUUUACGCGAUGCUUUACCCGAAUACAGCACCUUCGAUGUUAAUAUGGAACCUGAAAUAAUAGAAGAAGGUACCGCUGUACCCAUUAAUGAUGUGCAAGUACGUUUGCGUCCUCGUCCCUGGUUGGAAAGAUGGGAAAGACAAAAUCUUAAGGGAGUUUCAAAUAUCGACGAAUAUAUUAAUGAAAAGAAUAGACGCAAAGCAUUGGCACAUGAGAAACCUUGGGAGAAAUACGACUUAAUGAAACAAUAUAGAGCCACUAUACCAGAGGAUGAGCAAAAGGAAAUAUUUGCUGAAGUUUACUCACAGUUGCAUCAAAUGGAACUGCAGCGCAAGAAGAACAAACGUAAGAGGUCUUUUGUUAAGCCAACAAAAUUAGCUUAAACUAAAAAGGAAUUAAUGUUAAAUUCAAUUUGUUUUAAACUAAAAGUUGUUAAAAAAUAAAGUUUCCAUAUAGGAUUUUAUAGUUAA
Molecule: messenger RNA, 1122 nt
Organism: Lucilia cuprina (Australian sheep blowfly)
Lineage: Eukaryota; Metazoa; Arthropoda; Insecta; Diptera; Calliphoridae
Gene: mRpL19
Product: 39S ribosomal protein L19, mitochondrial
Exons: 3
Coding region: 121-1035 (304 amino acids)
Biological process (GO): translation
Cellular component (GO): ribosome; mitochondrial large ribosomal subunit
Molecular function (GO): structural constituent of ribosome
Source: RefSeq, a predicted model, not a curated record